Molecule: messenger RNA, 2028 nt
Organism: Kalmanozyma brasiliensis GHG001
Lineage: Eukaryota; Fungi; Basidiomycota; Ustilaginomycetes; Ustilaginales
Product: GPI mannosyltransferase
Exons: 1
Coding region: 1-2028 (675 amino acids)
Biological process (GO): GPI anchor biosynthetic process
Cellular component (GO): endoplasmic reticulum membrane
Molecular function (GO): alpha-1,2-mannosyltransferase activity
Source: RefSeq, a predicted model, not a curated record
AUGCCCACAAACGCGACCGGCCCGCAGCGAUGGUGGAGCAUGUUCGACCCGCGAACGCGCCAUGGCCAAAUCUACCUCUCUCUGCUGUCGCUCCGCUGCUUCAGCGCCUUCUUCGGCUACGGCUACAUUCAUCCUGACGAAUGGAUGCAAUCUGGCGAGCCCUACUUCGGCUUCAAGGACAUUGGGAUAGAUGUGCGGCUGCCGUGGGAGUGGAUGCCUAACAACGCACUGCGUUCGUUCUCGUCGCUAAGCUCGCAAUAUCGGAGCCUCGACAUCCUCCUCCCGUUGGUGAAGCGGCUUGGCCCUCUAUCGGGUCGCUCACUAUUCAUGAUUCAACGAGCAAAUAUGCUGCUGGAGACGGUGCUGGUCGAUGUGAUAGUGGCAGCCGUGCUGCCGCCGCAGACGGCAAGGCUAGUACACUACCUUUUUGGCAUCUCGACCGCGGCAACAACGUUCCUGGUGCGACCCUUCAGCAACUCGCACGAACUCACGCUGCUCGCACUGUGCUUGCUGCAGACCCUGGCACUCUAUCAGGAUCGGACAUGGUAUCGACAUUCGAAUCUCGGAGGAUGGCACUGGGGAGUGCUGUUCGCCACCCUUGCUGUGGACGGCUUGUUCACUCGCUUCACGUUCGCCAUCUUUGCCCUCCCCGUCACGGCGUUCUUCGUGUAUCGCUUCAAACAGGUCGCAACAGAGGGCUUCCAUAAACCGGCGCUGCUUUCGUUGGCAAUUGGUGUCGUGACAGGAAUCGGGCUGCUCGGCAACACCAUUUGUUCCGAGACCAGCUUCUAUACGAGAUUCGCCAACGCAACCGGCACGGAGCUAGCGAGCAUGUGGGGAACCAAGUGGGUGGUCCCGCCGAUCAAUGCGCUGCUAUACAACAUGAAGACGGACAAUGUAGCGCAGCACGGUCUGCAUCCGAGGUGGUUGCAUGUCGUGGUGAACAUGCCCAUGAUGGUCGGCAUUGCGAAUUGCGUCGUGAUUGCGAUUCAUGGGUGGCAUUCCAUUCGCGACACGAUGGCGCCGGACCACACAAUUGGGGUGGAAGACCUGAUCGAGGAAGAAGAGGUGGAACAGGUCAUAGAGAUUGCAGAUGCGCCGAGCCAGUCAGAAAAGAAGUCCACGGCAUCAACGUCAGCUCGGGCCGUCGAACUCGUCGACACGACCGAGAAGGCGGAUGAGAGCGCGAUGCCAUCGACCUCAACGGAUGCGCCCGCCUCAACACCAUCACCACCCGAGACCGCCCUCGCAUACAUCGACGUCUCCCGCCUCACCACCGCCCUCUGCCUAUGCACGAUCCUCUUCAGCCUCCUCAUCCUCUCACUAUCGCCGCAUCAAGAACCGCGCUUCCUCCUCCCCCUCGCUCUCCCCUCGACCAUCCUCAUGGCGCUCGCCUUCCAGUCCCCUUACUUUACCGUCCGUCCUCGCUUCACCCGCAUCCUCCUCAUCCUCCACGUAGCGCAACACAUCCUCCAACUCCUCCUCUUCUCCUUCCUCCACCAAGCGGCGCUCCUCCCGACGCUCUUUCACAUCGACCAUUCCCUCUCUCGCCUCCCUUUGACGGGAAACGCGCUAUUCGAUCGCUACGAACAUCAUCUACUCUACCGCACAUUCUCCGUGCCUCUCCAUCUGAUCCCACGCAAAGGACGCGGCAUGUUUCCUCGCGUCGAACACUACGAUAGCUCCACGAGCCCAGCAGGCUUGCUCUACCCCGCCGGAUGGGCGUGCGAUGACACCUGGCUCUAUGCGCCCAGUUGGGUGGUGGCCCAGCUUCAAGAGGCCGCCGAGAAGGGAGGGAAUGUGGUGCUGAUCAAAGAAAGGGUCUGGACAGGACAUGUCGAUAUGGAUCAUUUGCCAGAGACGUUGGCGCUGGUCAAGAAAAUUGGCUGGACAGAGGCGUUUGCGAUUCACAAGUUGCAUGUGCGGUGCAGUCGCACCGUCGUCAAAGAGACAGAGGAGGUGGCUCAGACAGCGACACACCAAGAAACGGAGGACAAGGCUCACACAGCGUUACAUGCAGAAUUGUAA